AUGAAGAACAAAAAAGAUGAGAAGAAUUUUAAAGACAGUUAUAGGAAUGACCCGAGUCGGAGGCUUCAACCUCCCCGACCAUAUAUAGGGGAUGAAAGCUUUUACACAGCUGAUGAAACAUUGCAACAAACUGCUAGUCGAAAUCUAAACAAUAUUAGUGAUGAGGAUGAUAAUAAUAAUAAUGGUCAUGAUUAUAGUUCGAAUUCUUACCAAAUGGCAGGCUUUCAUAAGGAAAGUACAUCUCGCAUUCCAGACAAGCUUGAUGAUGUACCAAUAUUCCAUUCUCCAAGUAGGACAUACUUGCCCGAAAGAUAUAGCAUAUGUUCACGAAAUAGCAAUAGUGUUUCCCCUACACGAAAGCCAUUAUUGAGCAAGCCUGGCCAGAGUCCAGUUGCGAGUACAUCAUCUUAUCAAUAUCAACCGUUUCCAGUCUCGCCCACACAUCCUUCUUUGCAAAAAAGGCAAACUUCGUCACACUCUUCUCAUGAAAAUGACCAUGGUGGCUCAAAUUACCCUGAAAUUGUGCCGUCUCUUAAUGAAAAAAGUGAUCCAAAUAGCGUAAAAGUCUCUUUCAGGGGAGUGAAAAUUCCUGAUAUUCCAGGUACAAGUCCUGGGGAUUCCGAUCUUAAUUUCCGUUAUUCAAAAAGUUUUCCAGUUGAAACAAAGGAUCGUGACCCAUUCUGUGGAUAUGACUUUGAUGAUGAUGAUGAUAAUAAUGGCCAUGAGCAGGAUAACGUUGAGAUCGACCAAGAAGAUUUUGUGCCGUUUCCGUCAUUUAAAAAUUCUUACUAUCCCAUUAAUCCUCCCCAGGAUUUUUAUGAUCCAUUUGGAGUUGAAGAUUAUUAUGAUGGUGAUGGGCGGGCUUACUCAGAUGAUGGAGAUAUGUUUGAUUCCCAAAAGUCUGGGGUUGGACAGAUCAUGAAUUUAUAUCAAGAAAAUCAAAAAGGAAGUAAGGAAGACUUAGCCGCACGGCAGGUCCGUAUGGUUAAUGGCAAUUUGGUGUUAGAUUGUCCUGUGUCUGAUGUCUUAUUGAGUAAAUAUAAAAUUCCUCUUACCGAAAAGGAUCGUGAGUUUUUAUUUAUGAGAUUUCAAGCAUGUACCGCACAACCACAUGAAUUUGUGCAGAGGAAUUUUUCCUUAAGGCAAAAGUUUUACACUCAACCUAGACAGACAGAGAUGCUUAUUGUUAUUACGAUGUAUAAUGAGUCAGAGGUACUCUUGGCUAAGACGUUAAAGGCAGUCUUCAAAAAUAUCAAAUACUUAUAUUCAUUACGGCAUUCUUCGACGUGGGGACGCGAUGCCUGGCAAAAAGUUGUUGUUUGUGUCAUCAGCGAUGGUCGAAGAAAGAUUAAUCCUCGCUCGAAAGCUCUUCUAGCGGCUAUGGGUGUUUACCAGGAAGGAUUUGCCAAAAAUAAAAUUAAUGAUGAUAAGGUGGUUAGCCAUAUCUAUGAAUACACCACAAUGGUUGGAAUAUCAAAAGUAUAUAAGGAACAUGUUACAUUAACCACUGAAAAUCAAAUUCCCAUACAAAUGAUAUUUUGUUUGAAAGAGAAAAACCAAAGAAAGAUCAAUUCUCAUGCAUGGGCAUUUCAAGCGUUUUCUGAAGUUCUUCAGCCUAAUAUUGUUACAUUGGUGGAUGUUGGUACUGAACCUCAGGGGAAAUCCUUAUAUCGCUUAUGGAAAUCAUUUAAAGAUCCUAGAGUGGCUGGUGCAUGUGGGGAAAUAAAAGCAAGUUUAGGACCCCACGAUAAAUAUCUCUUAAAUCCGUUGGUUGCUGCUCAAAAUUUUGAAUACAAGACCUCAAAUAUUUUAGAUAAGCCUAUGGAAUCUGUAUUUGGAUUUGUUACCGUUUUGCCUGGCGCAUUCAGUGCAUAUAGAUAUCAGGCAUUACUCGGAGCCCCGCUAGACAAAUAUCUCAAAGGUCAGGAUUUACGAAAGAGUAAUGACGAUGGUAUUUUUAACGCUAACAUGUAUCUUGCAGAGGAUAGAAUCCUUUGUUUUGAACUUGUGGCAAAACGUAACUGCGCUUGGAUUUUGAAGUAUGUUAAUACGGCAAGCGCUUAUACGGAUGUUCCCAUUCAUUUGUAUGAACUUAUAGGUCAAAGGAGAAGAUGGUUGAAUGGCUCCUUUUUCUCGGCAAUUUACUCUCUCUUUCAUUUUUACCGUACGUGGUGGACUUCACAUUCCAUUUGGAGGAAGAUUCUUUUUCAUAUUGAAUUUAUUUACCAGUUUUUCAAUUUGCUCGUUUCUUGGUUUUCCCUUGGUUCAUAUUAUCUUGUUUUUAGGGCGUUGACUGUCUAUUUGGCUGAAAAGGAUUCAAAUUUUUCCCCCGGAAAUGUCUUAUCAGUCUUGUUCUUGUGGAUUUAUAUUGCUUCCUUGGUCACAACAUUCGUGCUUGCCUUAGGUAACAGGCCGAAGGGAACUAAGAAAUUUUACUUAAUUAUUGUCUGGUUUUUUGCCAUUCUAAUGGUAUACAUGAUGUUUGCCGCUGUUUAUAUGGCUGUUCAAGCCAUUGAAGAUAUUUUGGAGGAGCAUUCAACGGACUUCAAAUUUAUAUACAUAUUCACCGAAACAAGAAUCAGAGAUUUGAUUGUGGCAACGUCCUCUACUUAUCUUCUUUAUCUUAUCGGAUUUGUGUUGUACUUGCAGCCGUGGCAUAUGUUUAACAGCUUUAUUCAGUAUAUGCUUUUGAGUCCUUCUUAUACAAAUGUAUUCAAUGUUUAUGCUUUCUGCAAUAUUCAUGAUAUAUCUUGGGGUACAAAAGGAGAAGAUAAUGAUAAUGAUCUUGGUGUUGCUAAGACAACAAAGAAUGCGUUGGACGGUGAACUAGAAAUUGUGAUUCCCACGACAAAGCAGCAAAUUGAUGAGGCUUACCGAAAAGUCAUGAUCAAAUUAACUACACCGAUUGAGGAGAAACAGCAAAGCAUCAAUGUCGAUGAGAGUACGGCUUUUUACUACGCAAAUAUGAGAUCAAUGACCGUCCUAGUAUGGAUGUUUACUAACUUCAUUUUAGUGGCGGUUGUUACCGAAUCCGGAGGCCUCUCUCAAUUUUCGGAUAGUGAUACUUGUGGGAUUCCAAUGAAUCGCCUGUUUAUAUUCCUUACCGUUAUCCUAUGGCUUGUUGCAUUUAUGGCUUUGUUCAGAUUCAUAGGUUCCGUAAGUUAUUUAAUCCUGAAACUCGUUGAUACCUUUAGGCUUCGAAAGUUUAGAAAGCAAUUUGAACUCAAGGGAGCACAAUACGACUAA
Brettanomyces bruxellensis is the source of this 3246-nucleotide messenger RNA. RefSeq lists its product as uncharacterized. NCBI's taxonomy places the organism in Eukaryota, Fungi, Ascomycota, Pichiomycetes, Pichiales, Pichiaceae. Gene Ontology annotation, molecular function: chitin synthase activity. Bases 1 to 3246 code for a protein of 1081 amino acids. Gene Ontology annotation, cellular component: cell septum; cell periphery. The record is from RefSeq and is a predicted model, not a curated record. The transcript has a single exon.